AUGAUUAAUGUGGUGUCAUUCAACAAUGGUCCUUCUCACCUCUCCACACCUCAUCUCACUCAUCAAAGCCUUUUCAGCCUCAGUUGUCUCUCACUGCUGUACUCAUAGGCUGUCCUUAGUCUUUCUGCACCACAAAUGUCAUGCCUUCUCAAGCAUUUUUAUAUCCGAGACCUAUUGUAUCCAGUGAUGUGAGGGGAAUUCUCAGUUUAGCAUAGUCACGUGAUGAAUCAGAGCUACAGAUUAAGAAUUCAUCAGGGAUUCAUAUCUCAAGUGAAAGGUGCAUAUCUAGAAUUGGUCAGCAAGAAACCAGCAGGUUAUUCAAAAUAUUUUCCAAAGGACACCAGAAAAAUGUUAAAAAGAUAG
Carlito syrichta (Philippine tarsier) is the source of this 363-nucleotide messenger RNA. Its product is annotated as chromosome unknown C7orf66 homolog. NCBI's taxonomy places the organism in Eukaryota, Metazoa, Chordata, Mammalia, Primates, Tarsiidae. The record is from RefSeq and is a predicted model, not a curated record.